Molecule: messenger RNA, 2194 nt
Organism: Sinocyclocheilus grahami
Lineage: Eukaryota; Metazoa; Chordata; Actinopteri; Cypriniformes; Cyprinidae
Gene: ubqln4
Product: ubiquilin 4
Exons: 11
Coding region: 23-1825 (600 amino acids)
Biological process (GO): ubiquitin-dependent protein catabolic process
Cellular component (GO): cytosol
Molecular function (GO): polyubiquitin modification-dependent protein binding
Source: RefSeq, a predicted model, not a curated record
AUGAAGGAAAAGAAGAGUAAAGAUGGCGGAGAAUAGCGGCACGGAUCCUGCCGUGGAGACGAACACUGAGGAAAAUGCCGCCGCUAGCGCGACUAUCAUUAAGGUCACCGUCAAAACACCGAAGGAUAAAGAAGAAAUAGCCAUCGCUGAGGAUUCAUCUGUCUCACAGUUUAAAGAGGAAAUUUCCAAAAGAUUUAAGGCGAACCAGGACCAGUUGGUUCUGAUUUUUGCCGGUAAGAUCCUGAAGGACGGAGACACGCUCGGCCAGCAUGGCAUUAAAGACGGACUCACGGUUCACCUGGUCAUCAAAACCGCACAAAAGACUUCAGGUGGUGGUAGUUCGCAGACUUCUGCCUCUUCUGGCCCUGGGCCAUCGCAGGGCAACACCGAUGGAAGUGCUAACUCAAGCCCGGCCGGCAACCUGGGCACACCCCAGGGCAGUGGACCGUCCCCAACCCCGACACAGCCACCCAAUAUGCUCGCUGGGUUUGGUGACCUGUCGGGCCUGGCUAACCUCGGUAUGGGAUCUGCCAACUUCAUGGAGCUUCAGCAGCAGAUGCAGCGACAGCUCAUGUCCAACCCUGAGAUGCUGUCUCAGAUCAUGGAGAACCCGCUUGUGCAGAGCAUGAUGUCCAACCCUGAUCUGAUGAGGCAGAUGAUAGUCGCCAACCCACAGAUGCAGCAACUGAUGGAGCGCAACCCAGAGAUUUCACACAUGCUUAACAACCCAGAGCUCAUGAGACAGACAAUGGAGUUGGCACGAAACCCAGCCAUGAUGCAAGAGAUGAUGCGUAACCAGGACCGGGCGCUUAGCAACCUCGAGAGUAUUCCCGGGGGUUACAAUGCUCUUCGGAGGAUGUACACAGAUAUUCAAGAGCCCAUGUUUAGUGCUGCACGUGAACAGUUUGGAAAUAACCCCUUCUCGGCAUUGGGUGGAAAUGCUGAUAACUCAGGAGCACAGCCCUCCAGGACAGAAAACCGAGAGCCCCUGCCAAAUCCCUGGGGUCCCCCUGACACUGCUGCCACCACCACCUCUGGGACGGCUACCACCACCAGCUCCACCACAAGCUCAACCACACCCAGUGUGUCCAACCCUCUGGGCAUCAGCUCCUCUAGCCUUGGAAACGGUAUGUUCAACAGUCCUGGCAUGCAGAGCUUAAUGCAACAGAUCUCUGAGAACCCUCAGCUUAUGCAGAACAUGCUUUCUGCUCCUUAUAUGCGCACCAUGAUGCAGUCCCUGGCCCAGAAUCCUGAUAUUGCCUCACAGGUGUUGAUGAACAACCCUCUCUUUGCCGGAAAUCCACAGCUGCAGGAGCAAAUGAGACAGCAGUUACCUGUAUUUAUGCAGCAGAUGCAGAACCCAGAAUCCCUUUCUGUCAUGACAAAUCCUCGAGCCAUGCGAGCCCUAAUGCAGAUCCAGGAGGGACUGCAAACCCUUCAAACCGAAGCCCCUGGUCUUAUGCCCAGUCUGAUACCUGGUGGGAUGGCUGCUGGUAUCCCUGGUGCCCCACUGCCCACAGGGGUGAAUGUGACUCCUGAGAACCCUCCACCCUCAGGCCAGGCCCCAACCCCAACCCCCGCACCCACCCCCACCCCCGCUGCUGGAACAAACACUGCCCAGCAGCAGCUCAUGCAACAGAUGCUACAGAUGUUUGCUGGAGGGAAUGCAUCGACUCCGACUCCGGAAGUGCGUUUUCAGCAACAGCUGGAGCAGCUGAGUGCCAUGGGCUUCAUCAACAGGGAAGCCAACCUUCAGGCCCUCAUCGCCACCGGGGGUGACAUCAACGCUGCCAUCGAAAGACUGCUCGGCUCUCAGCCUUCCUAAUUCCAUCAACUGAGAGCGUGCAAAGAGAGACAAGCAAAUAUAGUCCUCAUCACAUAAAAUCUGACAAGCCCCACAUAGACAGAAUUCCAAUUACUCCAAUCGUGUUUUUUUUUUGUUUUGUUUUUUUGCUUCGAUCAUUCAAUCUCUGAAUCAAAAAGCAAUGAGGGUUUCAAAUUUGUUUCCUUGAAAAAAAACAAACAAACCAGAAUCGCUGUGGAAUGACAUCACACUAACCUCUCAUCAACUAGUAAGAUGGGACAAAGCUUACAUUUUGCUUGAACCAAGUUUGAGUUACCAUUCCUUACAAUUAGAACACACUCACCUGAGGCACUACUCGGUGGUUAGGGGAAUAAAAUCCAUACGCUUGAA